This is a messenger RNA of Plenodomus lingam JN3, 168 nucleotides long. NCBI's taxonomy places the organism in Eukaryota, Fungi, Ascomycota, Dothideomycetes, Pleosporales, Leptosphaeriaceae. The record is from RefSeq and is a predicted model, not a curated record.
AUGGACGAAGAUUCCCCCUUCCUUUUCCCACCAUCUAGCGCCUCUCUCGCCACUCUGGGACUCAACCCCCUGUACAAUAGCCAGCCGUUUUUUAUUCCUCCGACUUUUAUUCCCAAAGGAGACGAGAAGCAGAAGCAGAAGAAGAAGAAGAAAAGAAAAGCGGCGUAA